Molecule: messenger RNA, 1256 nt
Organism: Sinocyclocheilus rhinocerous
Lineage: Eukaryota; Metazoa; Chordata; Actinopteri; Cypriniformes; Cyprinidae
Product: enolase-phosphatase E1-like
Exons: 6
Coding region: 150-935 (261 amino acids)
Molecular function (GO): acireductone synthase activity; magnesium ion binding
Source: RefSeq, a predicted model, not a curated record
CUAAUGACAGCGGGCGGGGCAUGUGUUAGCUCAGCACUAGCCUGCAUGCUAUUAUUGAGUCGUUUGACAAAAUCUGAGCUACUCAUCUGAUAUAAUCAAACAAAACACAGGACUUUAACAAACAUAUAUAUCGUUCGCCAUUGAUAGAAAUGGCAGCGAUUGCAGUGGCAGAAAACACCAGAGUCUUUCUUCUGGACAUUGAAGGGACCACGACGCCCAUCACGUUUGUCAAGGAAAUCCUAUUCCCCUUCAUCAGAGAGAAUCUGGAGGAGUAUCUGUCUGCUCACUGGGAGGAGGAUGAAUGCAAACAAGACGUGCAUCUGCUCAAGAAACAGGCUGAAGAAGACCUGCGGCAGAAUAAAGCGUGCCCCGUGCAUGCGGUGGACCAGACGGUGCACACAGACGAGGAGAAGGCCAUCCGGGAGGUGGUGGAGAGCGUGCUGUGGCAGAUGGCAGCGGACAGAAAGAGCACUGCGCUCAAGCAGCUGCAGGGCCACAUGUGGAGAGCCGCCUAUGUGACGGGGAAAAUCAAAGGCGAGGUGUACCCGGAUGUGGUUCCAGCCAUCAGACGCUGGAGGCGUGGAGGUCUGAAGGUCUUCAUCUACUCCUCAGGAAGUGUGGAGGCGCAGAAGCUGCUCUUUGGCUACUCUGUCGAAGGCCAUCUCUUAGAUUUGUUUGAUGGUCACUUCGACACCAACAUUGGUGCCAAAGUAGAAAGUAAGAGCUAUGAGAACAUCGCAGAGAGGAUUGGAUGCCAACCGGAGGAAAUCAUGUUCUUAACCGACCUCGCACGAGAGGCAAAGGCAGCAGAGGAUGCUGGGGUGAACGUGGCUGUCGUCGUUAGACCUGGAAACACGGAGUUAACCGGAGAAGAAAGGAGCCGUUAUAGAGUCAUCACAUCUUUCAACCAGUUAAAACUGAGCGGAAACGUUUGACAGCGCAGAACAGGGAUUACAGCAUCGGAUCAUGUGAAAAACCAGCGGUUAUUAUGUGUUGUUAUUCCACUGGACUGAAACGCCAAGCCUCCCAGGUGCUUGUUUUUUACACUGAAGCCCAUCUUUGAAUUAUCAUACACUUGCAGUCUCUUUGAAUGUUUUCUAUGCGGUGUUAAUGUGUAGCAUAUGACAUAUUCAUGUCCAGAUACUUCUGUCUCUAUUCCCCACCUGUGCAGUGAUAUAAAAUAUGAUAACCUGCCAACUAGACACAGGUUUAGUGUGAUUGUACCUCAUGUCAGUCUUAUAAACUUCAGUAUCAAA